Messenger RNA from Salmo salar (Atlantic salmon), 3519 nucleotides. Its product is annotated as protein phosphatase 1L. Gene Ontology annotation, molecular function: protein serine/threonine phosphatase activity; cation binding. Gene Ontology annotation, biological process: protein dephosphorylation. NCBI's taxonomy places the organism in Eukaryota, Metazoa, Chordata, Actinopteri, Salmoniformes, Salmonidae. The record is from RefSeq and is a predicted model, not a curated record.
AAAUAUGAUGUAUGUUAUCCUAAACAAGGUUGCAUGGUGCACACCUCACGUGCUCCAAUUGGUGCGGUCCUGAAAACGAACACUUUCUCGGCUUCAAAUUGAGUGCACUAUUUACAACUCAAUCGCAACCUCGCUGUCAAAGGUUGAGGGAGUCUGCGUUCAAGUUAGCGUUAAACGAGGUACUUCAAAGUGGGGUCUCUCCGACUGAGGUUUAAUAUAGCAACCAUUCUCCUCCUUGCAACGGUUGUGAUUCACUGCAUCAUAUGGACAAGGGACAAUCGCUGGUUCACGGGGUUUUAGGCUAGAGUGAGCCAGCCAAGGCAGUCUUACACCCCGCAGUGUCUAACGUUACGGAUUCUCCAAUACAUCAAGCCGCAUUGCUACAUGUGAGCUAUCCGUGUUGGGUUGAAUUAAUUCAGAUUUUUACACCAGAUGUGCUGUAGACUACGUUUGAAUUUGGUUUCGCUGAUUAUUUACUGUAGCAUCGAUAAUAAUGGACUGAAAGUUGCGGGUAAACAAUAACAACCUGCAGUGAUUUGUUGUUUGUAUAAAUGAUAGAGGAUACGAUGACACUGUUGUCUCUUUUGGGUCGGAUCAUGCGUUAUUUUCUGCUCAGACCAGAGACCUUGUUCCUCCUAUGCAUAAGCCUGGCUCUAUGGAGUUACUUCUUCCACACUGAUGAGGUGAAAACCAUCGUCAAGUCCAGCCGGGAUGCUGUCAAAAUGGUCAAGGGGAAAGUGGCGGAGAUUAUGCAGAAUGACAAAUUCGGGGGUCUCGACGUUCUGGACGCAGAGUUCUCCAAAACCUGGGAGUUCAAGAGCAACAAUGUGGCGGUGUACUCCAUCCAAGGCCGGAGAGAUCACAUGGAAGACCGCUUCGAGGUCGUCACUGACAUCGUGAACAAGAGUCACCCUUCUAUAUUUGGGAUUUUUGAUGGCCAUGGGGGAGAGGCGGCGGCUGACUUUGCCAAGGCCCAUCUGUCGGAGGCGUUGCGUCAGCAGCUCCUGAGCUACGACCGAGAGAAGGAGAAAGAGAAGGAUGAAAAGGAGCGCAGCGAUGGUCUGUCCUAUCCCUCCAUUCUGGAGCAGCAGAUCCUGGCUCUGGACAGGGACAUGUUGGACAAGCUGUCAGCCGUCUACAACGAAGCAGGUACCACAUGUCUGGUGGCCCUGCUGUCUGAUAAAGAGUUGACGGUGGCGAACGUUGGCGACUCGCGUGGAGUGCUCUGUGACAAAGAUGGCAACGCCAUCGCCCUGUCACAUGAUCACAAGCCCUACCAGCUCAAAGAACGCAAGAGGAUCAAGAAAGCUGGUGGCUUCAUCAGUUUCAACGGUUCGUGGCGUGUUCAGGGCAUCCUGGCCAUGUCUCGCUCGCUGGGCGACUACCCUCUGAAGAACCUGAAUGUGGUCAUCCCUGACCCUGACAUCAUGACCUUUGACCUAGAUAAGCUGCAGCCAGAGUUUAUGAUCCUGGCAUCGGACGGGCUGUGGGAUGCGUUCAGCAACGAGGAGGCCAUACGCUUCAUCAAAGAGCGCCUCGACGAACCCCACUUUGGUGCCAAGAGCAUCGUCCUGCAGUCUUUCUACCGCGGGUGCCCAGACAACAUAACCGUCAUGGUGGUCAAGUUUAAAGGUGCUGGUGGCAAGGCCACAGAGCAGUAGACCUACUGAUGCAUCCAAACAAGAAAUCUAUAUUGUAUAUGUACUGUAUGUAUAGGUUUAAGAGAAAAGACAAAACAAGCCCGCAGUUUUUGGAGCGAGAACUGUUUGUAUCGAAGAUAUUUACAGAAAUUAGCCGUUCACCACAUGAUGCAAACACUAAAACGUACACUUACAAAUUCACUCACUCUCUCCAUCAGUCACUUGUUUAGUUUUUUUUCUUCAAUCUAGAUAACAUGUCAUUUAUGUUUUAGUUUUUUUAAGCAGUCAUAUCCUCCAGGCCCGACACAUUUACAUUUACAUUUACGUCAUUUAGCAGACGCUCUUAUCCAGAGCGACUUACAGUAGUGAAUCCAUACAUUCCACAAUUUUUUUCCCCCCGACACUGAGUCACUGUUUUGCAUAAGAGGUACACCGAGAUAUUGACAUAAUUUGAAGUCGAGGCAGUGAUUUGUACAUCUCUGAGAGAACCUUUAUCAGCAGAUGUCUCAUCUUAUUGGUGCUUACAUACAUCAGAGCAUCGGUAACUGGGCACCUGUUUGGUUAGCCGGAGGGGCUAAAUACUUUGUCUGUUUUAAAGAGAGCUAAGACGAGACGAACUUAACUGUGUUCUCUUCUGUUUUGUCUGGCAUGGGGGGGGGCAAUAAAACAGACAAUGUGACCGAUUGGAUUUAAAUGGCAUUAGGAGAUACGUACAUGCUCUGCAGUCCUCAUAUCAAAUGAGUCUUAUAGAAAUCACAUUCAGUUUGAUGCUUCACUGUCCCCCCUUGAUUUCUAACAUUGUUCUAUCAUUCUAAACAUUCCAUCUUGUCUGUCGGCUCACCAGUCAGCUCCUGAUCUCCAUGUUGAUUUUUGACCUGCAGUUGAGUACCCCCAAAUGACUGCACUGAAAAUUGCAACUGUAUUUUGAAGUUCUGAAGUUUAUUGGUACUAAAUAUAAUAUUCCUUUCCUCAUUUAUGCAAACUACUAAUGAUGUCAUCUAUGCCUGUCUGUCAACAACAAUCUGUGUAUAACCAUCUGCCCAGAAUGCAUUUCUAUAACUCUAAUCUCCAGUUAACCCUGAUUUAGGAAUGAGUGGCACUUUGACAAUAGUUGCACAAAUGUUUGCGCCAUGCUGUUAUUGUUAUGUCAGUCUUUUUAAAUUAAGUAUACAAAUAGAUUUUCACAGGCGCGAUGGCAUUGUACUGUUUGAAUAGUCUACACGUCUUUAUUCUUAUCAUUGGCAGACGAUUGUCUUUCUGAAGUUGGGUUUAGUUCUAUGGUCUCAUGCUCCCUCUACAUCAGGGUUCUCUGGUGUGGGAGAGUACACAGUAAAAAAGACCAUCCCUGUCACUGCCUGUCAUAUUGUACAGUUAACUUUUAAAGUUUAUUUCUGUCAACUGACGGACUCAAAACGUAAUAUGAAGCCUUUGAAUGAAAUAUGUACUUGUUGCCUUAUUUUUUUAAAUAUACAUUUCCUCAUUUGUUGCCAAAAUGAACUCCUUGGUUUCUAAUGUAACGUUUGACAUGCCAUUCACAUCGCAUGUAGAUAUCAUAUGUCACGUAUAUAAUACCAUCACAGAGGUCUCCAUGAGACGAGGAAGUGUAACAUGAAUGUACAUGCUGUUCCCAUGUUAUCCUCCCCCUUCACAUCUGCAAUGAAGAAAGCAAUGCACCAACUCUUUGGUAGAUUAACAAAAGCAGUAUGUACUAGAUUAGUAUGUUUUUAUGUGCUUUUUCAGUUGUACAUUCUUCCAAAGUAAUGUAUGUUUGUGGACUUUAUUUGUUUUUGUUGAAUUUAAGAAACUGUAAAAAAAGAAAUAUGUGAAUUUUAAGAUAAAAUCAAACGGAUGAUGACAAUAAAAGGAUUAAUGAUCAUAA